Funneliformis caledonium is the source of this 2706-nucleotide messenger RNA. The record is from the annotation of a GenBank genome assembly. Lineage: Eukaryota; Fungi; Glomeromycota; Glomeromycetes; Glomerales; Glomeraceae.
AUGUCUUCAAUUCGUUUUGCUCGCGCUUUUUCUUCACGUGCUAAUGCAGUAAAGUUCAUUGCUAAUGCAACACGUCCAAAAACUGUUUCGAGCACAAUUCCUUUUCGUACCCUUGCUAUUCCAAGUUUAAACCGUUCUUAUAGUACUCAACAAACACAACAACAAGAACAGCCCGAACAAAAAAGUAGUAGCGGUAGUGGUAGGGCGCUAUUCUUGUUAGGAGCUGGUCUUAUAGGAGCGGGAGCUGGAUAUUAUUUUUAUAGCGCCGCAAAUUCUUCAGAAGUUUCUCCUACCAUAGCGAACGAAACCCUUGAUUAUCAAAAAAUUUAUAAUCAAAUAGCUGAUAUUCUAGAAGAUAAUGAUUGGGAUGAUGGUUCCAACGGACCAAUUUUUCUUCGCCUUGCAUGGCAUGCAGCUGGCACUUAUGAUAAAGAAUCCAAAACUGGCGGUAGUAAUGGUGCUACUAUGAGAUUUGCUCCUGAAUCCGAUCAUGGUGCUAAUGCCGGACUUAAGCAUGCUAGAGAUAAAUUAGAAUCUGUUAAACAAAAGAAUCCCGCUAUUUCUUAUUCUGAUCUAUGGAGUUUAGCUGGUGUUGUUGCUAAUCAAGAAAUGGGAGGUCCGACAAUUCCAUGGAUUCCUGGACGUAAGGAUGCUGAUGUCGCAACAGCGUGUUCUCCCGAUGGCCGUCUUCCUGAUGCUUCUCAAGGUCCAUCUCACGUACGAGAUAUUUUCUAUCGAAUGGGAUUCGAUGAUCGUGAGAUUGUUGCGCUUGUUGGAGCUCAUGCCCUAGGUCGUUGUCAUACCGAUCGUAGUGGUUACCAUGGUCCUUGGACUUUUAGUCCUACCACAUUUACAAAUAGUUUCUUUAAGGAACUUUUGGAUAGAAAAUGGGUUGAUAAAAAAUGGAAAGGACCAAAACAAUUUGUUGACAAAGAGUCUGGUGACCUUAUGAUGCUUCCUGCUGACAUGGCUUUACUUCAGGACAAAAAUUUUAAGGUUUGGGUUGAGAAAUAUGCUAAAGAUGAAGAAUUAUUUUGCAAAGAUUUUGCUGCUGCAUUUCAUAAACUUGAAGAAUUGGGUGUACCAAGAUCUGGAAAUGAAAAGAACUUGUACAGCAAGCAGCAGAUAUAUUAUAAUGAAUUGCAUAAACUUUCUGAUAGUCUGAACGAAGAUUCCGUCAUCACCGUUCAGUUACCAAAGCUAGGACCCAACAAACUUCAAGAGCGUUUUCAUCUGAAUCAAAAAGUACCUGUAAUUAGUAGGAAUUGUCAGCAGGAAACUUGGAAUGAUAUAAAUGAAGCUCUCGAUGAACAAAACGCGUCAAGAGGACUCUAUAUACAUGGACCUUCUGGUUUAGGAAAGUCAUACACCUUGUAUUAUAUUGUUUCGCAACUCCGUCUGCAACCUGAAGUGUGUAGGGUGACAUAUAUCAAUAGUUGUGAUUUGUGGUGGAACACAUAUCAGGAAGAUCCAUACGAAUAUUUAUUGAACGAGUUGAUAUGUACUUUCAACAUGGAUAAGUUACCAACAAAGACCAUAGUUGAAUGGGCGAAUUUUGUAAUGCAAGCUUGUGGUUCCGAAUUUAGGAGUACGGAAUUUAUCAGAGGGGAUCGCUUUUUAAUAUUUCUUAAUGAAUUAAAAAAGUUUGUCUCAGAGAAAAAUAGUCUUCCUUCAUUUCUAAAUAAUAAUGGACUCAUUAUUGUUUCAGCAUCUACUAAUAAUGAGGUGUUUCCAAAAGAAUUUAAACCAUGGAAGCAGAUAAAUUUAUUUGGUGGUUAUGAUAAUAAUGAAUUCAAUGAAUGGUGCAAAUUAUAUAACUAUGACAUUGAUGGGGAUCUAGAAACCAAGUCUCAAUUGGAAUUAGAUAUAUGGCAUCAGACACCAGGCAAUAACCUGUUAGAGAAGCCCCAAAAAUAUUUGGCAAAUCGAAAAGCAAGUAUUGGGUUAAGUCAUCAAUCUUAUAUAGAAAGUUUAUCAAUUGGAAGGAAGGAAAAUCUUUCUAAAUGUGUUACUUCUAUGAUUCUUCAAACUGUUCCUCCUGAAAUGGAUUAUGGAAUGGAUCGACAAUUGAUGCAUAAAGAUACUAUUUUGGUUUGGAGGGUCAAAAUAAGGAUAAGGAGAGAAAUAAUUAGUGGCAUUCAAGUGGUUGCAUCAACAGUUCUCCGAAGUACAGCAUACACCAAUGAUGCCAAACGAAGGAUUGCAGAAUUAUACAUUAUAACAGGAAUGGAAAUGAUGAAAAUUUUUGAAUUUAAGUGUCGAAAAUUUUCAAGAAAUAAGCCCGUUCAAAUUGAAGAAAGAAUUGAAUUUGACAAUGUUAUCAGAUUUACUAAUAAUGAUGUUCCUGUCCACAUAAAUUUCAACACAAAUCAAAAAACUUUCUUUAUUCCAGUAUCUCCAAAUUAUCCUUGUGUAGAUUGUCUUAUCUGGAAUCCUCAGAAUAAGAAGUUGUUUGCAUUUCAAAUCACUGUUAGCGAGCUUGUGAAACAUGAUAAUAGCGUAAAAAAUUUUUUGACAAAAGGGGUUAACACUUUAAGAAACAAAUGGGCAACAUUGUGUAAUAUAAAUGAAUCUGAUGUUUAUUUUAUCUGGAUUGUUCCUGAUGAUGUUAUUGAUGAAUAUAUUACAAAAAAAUAUUAUAAGAGAUACUCAUCAAUUAUAUGUAACAUUUUCAAGUAUCAAAGAUCAAUUUUCAGCUUUAGCUAG